Anneissia japonica is the source of this 890-nucleotide messenger RNA. RefSeq names its product pleckstrin homology domain-containing family M member 3-like. The transcript has 2 exons. Bases 3 to 311 code for a protein of 102 amino acids. NCBI's taxonomy places the organism in Eukaryota, Metazoa, Echinodermata, Crinoidea, Comatulida, Comatulidae. The record is from RefSeq and is a predicted model, not a curated record.
ACAUGCACCAUGUACAGUCCGGCCAACUUGCCAAGGAUCUUAAGAAAGUCAUAAACUGGGCAGCUAAGCAUGUGUACAACUGUAUUCUUUGCCGUCAGAAAGGCUUCAUCUGUGAGAUAUGUGACAGCCCAAAGGUCAUCUACCCCUUCGAUGUCGAACUCACUACAAGGUGUGAAACAUGCAAGACAGUUUUCCACAAAGCAUGCAAGAAGGAUCACCAACCAUGCUCCAAAUGUACAAGAAUAAAACAGAGGAGAAGUCAGCUGACAAAUGCGGGAGAACCACUCGACUUUGCAUCACCAUGGAGUUGAUGUGGUCACAAAGUUUUGAUGACAUCACAGAGGAGUUGAUGACAUCAUAGAUCAUUUAUGACACAGAAAUGUUGAUCAAAUUUUAUUUACAAAUGCUUGCUAUAAUAAAAUAUUUACAUACUAGAAUUAACUUAAAAUGAUGAAUUGAACAUUUAAAAAAAAAAAUUAUUAUAUUUUUUAUUAUUUUUAAAUAUAUUUAUAAUAUUAAUAAUAAUGAUAUUUAUGAUUAAUAAUAAUCAUGAUAUACCAAUGAGAGAGAACUGUGUCAGGUCAUAGAAAGCACCACCAAAUACAUUAAUUAUUUAUUAUAUAUUUUGUUAUGAUCAAUAAUUUGUGCAUGUAAGCAAAGAGUACAGAACUGCAAGGGGCGUGUCCUUCAAAAGACGAGUUUUGAGCGAAGUCUACUCGCAUUCUUAUAGGGCGCCCGUUAUCUCAUGGAAGAUUUUUUUUAAAACUUUUCAUUGUGUGCAUACAAAAUGAGGGUAGUCGGACCUCUUACAAUUCUAUACUCUGAUGUAAGUAAUGGAAUUAUUAUAUUUCUAUACAAAUUUAUAGAUCUAUUAAUUAUGGUUUGAAAUA